AUGGCACACACAGAAAAGGAGAUCAUGACCUCAACUGCAAUGGACGAUGCGCUUAAGGAGCCGUCUGAAGGGGCAGGGGAGAUGUCCGAGGUCGUUGAAGAAUUCAUAGUCGACAGGCAGAUGAACACCCACAUUGUCCGGAAGAUUGAUCGAUAUCUGAUGCCGCUGAUGAUGGUAACGCAAUUGUUGCAGAACAUCGACUCUACAGGUAUCGGCUACGCCGCAGUCUGGGGACUGACCAAGGAUCUGCACAUAUCUACCGCGCAGUACACCUGGGUAGGCUCGAUGCCGUUCUUCGGCUACAUGGUCUUCGAAUGGCCAAUGAGCUUUGUGGCACAGCAUUAUCACACCGGACGUGUGGUCGGCGUGGUCGUCUUGCUGUGGGGCCUGACAUUGAUGAGCACCUCCAUUACCCAAAACUUCGCCGGCCUGGUGACUGUUCGAUUUAUUUUGGGGGCUCUAAUGAGUGUCACGUCUCCGGCCUGGGUCUUGAUCACGUCCAUCUUCUACCAACGAGAAGAGCAAGCCUUCCGCGUGAUGUUCUGGUGGAGCAUGAAUGGACUGUCUCUUGCCGUCGGUGGCAUCAUUUCAUUCUGUUGCGGUUAUAUCAACGUCAACAACAUCCCGUCUUGGAAGUGGAUCUACAUUAUCGAAGGUUCCGUCACGGUCAUCUGGGGAAUGAUCAUCUUCUGGUUCUUCCCCAUGUCGCCGCAAACCGCCAAAUUCUUGACGCCCGACGAAAAGAAAUUCGCUGUCGCACGUUUGGCUUCGAACAAGACCGGCACCAAGGAUCCAAGGAUCAAAAAGUAUCAGAUUAUCGAAGCGUUGGACCCGAGAAAAGACCCGCAGGGUUGGCUCAUCUUCUGGAUCAUGUUUUUCAAUGAAUUCGUCAACGGCGGCUUCGGCAUCUUCUUCGACCUCACAUUGAACCAGCUGGGAUACACCCAGUUGAUGAGCUCCGUGCUGGGCAUCCCCGUCGGCUUCUCGCAGAUCUUCUGGAUGGUCGGGGCCGGCGCCGUGACCCUGAGGUUUGCCAAUGUCCGCAUCCUCAUGUCGCAACUGGCUCUGGUGCCCACCUUCAUCGGGUUCCUGCUCCAGAUCGUCAUCCCGGGGGGAGAGGGCCGCGUGGCCAAGACCAUCGGCGUCUGCCUGUCACUGGGCUUCUGUGCAACCUUCGCCCUGACCUUCCAACUCCCGGCCCAGAACGCCGGCGGCUUCACCAAGCGCACCACGCUGACCAGUCUAGGUUUUCUGGGCUCGUCGCUGGGAAACAUCGUCGGUCCGCACGUCUUCUACGAGGGUCAAACCCCUCGAUACCUGACCGGAUAUGUGUGCGAUCUGAUCUGCUUCGUGGUACAGAUCAUCUUGCUUCAGAUCCUCAAGUGGUGGUACAUGCGUGAGAACAAGAGACGAGACGAAACGUAUGGCCCUCCAGUCCCUCAAGCCGGCGAUGCUGUUACCGAUCUCACGGACAUGGAGAACCAUAAUUUCCGAUACUGCUAUUAA
Messenger RNA from Fonsecaea erecta, 1506 nucleotides. RefSeq lists its product as hypothetical. Gene Ontology annotation, biological process: transmembrane transport. The coding region runs from base 1 to 1506 and encodes 501 amino acids. Lineage: Eukaryota; Fungi; Ascomycota; Eurotiomycetes; Chaetothyriales; Herpotrichiellaceae. The transcript has 5 exons. Gene Ontology annotation, molecular function: transmembrane transporter activity. The record is from RefSeq and is a predicted model, not a curated record. Gene Ontology annotation, cellular component: membrane.